This is a messenger RNA of Dromiciops gliroides (monito del monte), 2114 nucleotides long. RefSeq names its product SUMO peptidase family member, NEDD8 specific (gene SENP8). The record is from RefSeq and is a predicted model, not a curated record. The coding region runs from base 107 to 745 and encodes 212 amino acids. The transcript is spliced from 2 exons. Gene Ontology annotation, biological process: proteolysis. Gene Ontology annotation, molecular function: deNEDDylase activity; cysteine-type peptidase activity. Lineage: Eukaryota; Metazoa; Chordata; Mammalia; Microbiotheria; Microbiotheriidae.
GGGAGGGGUGGGGGAGGGCUUGGCGCGAGCCAAAACGGAGGCGCGUCCCGGGGGGUGAAGCCCGAGUCAGCUCUUGGCGUUUGUUUCCAGUUGGUCUCUGUGCAGAAUGGACCCUGUUGUUUUGAGUUACAUGGACAGUUUACUGCGGGAAUCAGAUGUCUCACUGUUGGAUCCUCCCAGCUGGCUUAAUGACCAUAUUAUUGGAUUUGCUUUUGAGUACUUUGCUAGUGACCAGUUCCAUGACUUCUCAGACCAAGUGUGUUUCAUCAGCCCAGAAGUCACUCAGUUCAUCAAAUGUACCACCAGCCCAGAGGAGAUCACCAUGUUCCUUCAGCCUCUUGACUUGCCCCACAAAAGAGUUAUAUUCUUACCCAUCAAUAAUAACUCCAAUCAAGCAGCUGGGGGAACUCAUUGGAGUUUGUUGGUUUAUCUCCAAGACAAAAAUAGAUUUUCUCAUUAUGAUUCACAUAGCAGGAGCAACUCUGUCCAUGCAAGACAGGUAGCAGGGAAACUGGAGGCCUUUUUGGGGAAAAGAGGGGACAAAGUAGCAUUUGUGGAAGAGAAAGCCCCUGCUCAACAAAACAGCUAUGAUUGUGGAAUGUACGUAAUUUGUAACACAGAGGCCUUGUGUCAGGGCUUCUUUAAGGGACAGCCGGAGCCACGGCUGCAGCAUCUCACGCCUAUGUAUAUCACGAGGAAGAGGGCAGAGUGGAAAGAGCUCAUCUCCAAACUUGCAAGAAAGUGAUUCAUUCAGUGCAAUUAUCUUCAUCUUUUCUUGAAUUUUGACCUUCUCUGUUUGUCCUUUAUAUUCUUUUAGUCUCUGAUUCUACACCCAAAGUAGAGGGAGAUGCUUGGUGUCAAGGCUGUGCCCUCUCACUUCUUCCUAAAAGAAUGUGACUUCUCAGGCAUUAUUGUCACAAUGAAAGGCCACACUUUAACCAUAACUUUAGGGUACUAUAGGCUGUGAAAGUAGCUUAACUGCAAAGUUUGGUUAGUAGUCUUUGCACAAAACUUUUAUUUUACUAAUGAUCAAAUACAUUUAACCAUCUAUCUGCCUUUGAAGUACAUUAUUUCUAUAUAUAAUUCAUCUGUGCCAAAUAGAAACAAAUGAACUUUUUUUCAUGGUUUAGAAAAAUUAGGCACCAUGGUAAUGAGGGGGUACUCACUAAAAUAGCAGAAAUGGAAAAUCACAGUCCUUUACAGCCCAGCCCCUGCAUACAAAAUGACCAAGGAAAUGAAAGCUGAUAAUGACCGAACCCCUGUCAAGCUUUAAGUAGCUAGGGAUCCGUUAUUUUAUUUUGUUUUUUAAAUUUCUUUUAGCUGUAUUUGUUGUUCACCACAAGAAAGCUUCCCCUGGCUCUCUACUUUAACUUUGCAAAUCUUUGAGAAAAAUGAAAUCUACUCACUGACCCGACCCACUGUGUCUGAUUUCUAGAGUGCUAGAAAAAAAUAGGGAUAUUGAAUAAUUUUAUGUUAAAUAAAUUACUGUGGUUAGCCUCUUGAUUUAAUAUAUUAGCAUUGCAGAAGUUAGCUGCUACUCUGUAAUGUCAGAAUUUUUUCCUAGUCAUAUCUUUUGUUAACAUUCACACAGUCCCCUCAUUGAAACUUUACAAUUCUAAAGCUCACUGCUAGUAAUUCUUUUAAAUAUGGUGAAUAUUAAGCACUUACUAUGUGCAAAGUUCUGCUCGGCACCGUCUUGGCUUGUCUCAGUGCAGAGAAAUACUUUGACCCUUAUUGUGAUGGUGAUGGUAUCUUCUUCAUCUCCUCUCUCUCACCAUUCUGGGAGAAAGGGUUUGGUUUUGUUUAUCCCGAUUCUGUUGUAUUUGGAUCAAAAGUUUAUGCUAUUUUUUAGAAUGUUAAAAAAGAAAGAAAGAAAAAUCAUCACCAUAAACCAUUCCCUUAGCUCCAAAAUGUAAACAUUAUCUUAAACCAAGAAUAAAGAGAGGUACCUCCCCACCCCAGUCAUUGGUGUGUGGUGGUGGUUCCCAAUGUACUUUCAAAGAGCUUGAUGUAUUUUAUAAAGUGCAUACGUCAUAAACCUCUAGGUUACAUACGCAUGACUCUUGUUCUUGACUAGAAUAAGGUAUGAAUUAUAAAACAGAGUUGAGUUUCAG